AUGGACACUUGUGAAAACAGCAACACAGUUUGUUUAAUCGAAGCACUUGUUGCUUUUGGAACUUCAAUCCUGGUGCUGGUCUGCAUGCCUCACUUUGACAUUAUAACCAAUUUGUAUAUUUUGAAUGGUGUUUGCCUUCUUCCUGCUUUUCUGCAAGUAGUGUUUCAGCUGAAACCACUCAAAUCUUCUAUGUUGCUCCCAUUGGUCGGCUUUGGCUUUGUUUUCCUGGGUCUCUUGCUUUUUAUUUUAGCUCACAACCCACAGCAGCAUUCAGAAGAGGUUAAACACAUUAAACCGUACGUGGCCCUUGCAAUAGUUGCCUUGAUACUCGUAUCUUUCAAUUGGUGGGAAAAUUUUAUGUCGUACUGCAAAAUUGGAAUAAUGGAAAAUAUAAGGGAAAACUUGCGAUGCACCAGAAACAUCACGUAUGUUUGUAUCAGUACAGUUCGAAUUCUAGUUGUUGGUGCUGUAGUGGCAGCAUGGAUUCCAAUGAAGCAAUCUAAGUGGGAAGAUGUAAAAACCGUUUCACAAUUUGAUCUAAAAAUUAUUUUGUGCCUGUUUGGAAUACAGGGGAUUUCUUCUGCUCUUUGCCACUGGUUUGGGGUUCUGGUGUGUAAAAUGCAUGCAGUCAGACGUAGCUUUGCUGUGCCUUCCAUAUUAGCCACACCAGUUGUGUUUUUUGCUUUUUUGAUUGUGCUGUAUGACAGCUUCAGUAAAUAUGGCAAAGCAGAUACCUUUAACUUGACUGCCCUCUGCCACAAUUUAAAAACCUCCAACAAUAGUGAUACUGUGCAAAUUCUACUUUUAGAAAUUCCUCGCAGCCUUUGCAGAGGGCAAGCAAUAUUAAUUUCCAACAAAGUGGGCUUGGCACUGCUUGGCUCCUUGGCUGUAUGCUUUUGGCUAGGGCUGAUUUUCUCAACAUUCUACGUGUGGGGCCAGCACAUUCAAAGGAUUGAAAGGACAUCCCAGCUGUUUGUUCGACGACUGUAUGAGGCAGCCUUCAUGGAACAGUCAAUGCUGCUUAACACACGGGUCCAGAAAAAGAAUGAGACGAAGAAUGAAAGAAAGUCGGACCAUGUCAUGAUAUAUCUGUGUGCAACAAUGUGGCAUGAAACAGUGGACGAAAUGGCAAAGAUCCUUACUUCAGUAUUCAGGUUGGAUAAAUACAAACCAAACUCUUCAAAAUCACAUAAAGACAAUUUUGAGUUUGAAGCACACAUUUACUUUGAUGAUGCUUUUCAUCUCACUAAUCUUAAUGACAAUGUACAGGAAAGAGUUUUGAAUCCAUAUGUUAAAAACCUUGUUUGCGUAAUGGAAGAUAUUUACAGAAUAUUUUCACAUGAAAAACAGACUUUGAAGGAUGAACAAGAAGAUGAUGACACAGUGAAGCAAACCAUAAUGGAGACACCUUAUGGUGGAAGAAUCACAUACACCCUUCCAUAUGGAAACAUACUUUAUGUUCAUUUGAAAGACAAGCUGAAAAUUCGGCACAAGAAGAGAUGGUCUCAGAUCAUGUACAUGUAUUAUCUGCUGGGAUGGAAAUUAAUUAAAAAGUACAUGAUCUUAUCAGGCAAAUUUGAAGAUGAAAUGUCUACUACAAAUGCCUUAAAGACAGAGAAGGAAAACACUUAUAUUUUGGCUUUGGACGGGGACACUGAUUUCCAACCCUCAGCUUUGAUCUUGUUAGUUGACAGGCUGAGAAGAUAUUCACAUGUUGGGGCUGCAUGUGGUAGAAUACAUCCAACUGGAACUGGUCCUAUGGUCUGGUACCAGAAGUUUGAAUAUGCUGUUGGUCACUGGCUACAGAAGACAGCUGAACAUGUGCUAGGCUGCGUACUGUGCAGUCCAGGAUGCUUCAGUUUGUACAGGGCAGCAGCCCUAAUGGAUGAUAAUGUUGUGAAAAAAUACACCACCAAAGCGACAGAAGGACAACAUUUUAUCCAAUAUGAUCAAGGAGAAGACCGUUGGCUGUGUACAUUAUUACUACAACAGGGGUGGCGUGUAGAAUAUAAUGCAGCUUCAGAUGCCUAUACAAAUGCUCCACAGGAGUUCAAAGAAUUCUACAAUCAACGACGCCGUUGGGUGCCUUCAACUUUGGCAAAUACAAUCGAUCUUUUAAACAGUGGAGCACAAACAUCCAAGAGAAACCUCUCAAUUUCAAAACUCUACAUUCUGUAUCAGAUUAUUGGAACAGCAGCAUCAAUUCUGGGUCCUGCCACUGUGGUUUUGAUGAUAGCAGGAGCAUUUACCUUUGUGUUUAACUGGAAUGGAAAUGUUGCUCUGGCCCUUGGAGUCAUGCCUCCCGCCAUCUACAUACUGAUCUGUUACAAAGUCAAAUCAGAUACCCAGAUUAUAAUUGCUGCUGUGAUGAGCAUCUUUUAUGCUUUUCUAAUGAUUGCCACAGUAAUGUCCAUUAUUGGUGAACUGGUGAAAGAAAACACCUUUAUUACUCCGACAGGCUUGUUCUUCAUCUCGAUGAUGAUCCUUUACCUCUCAACAGCAAUGUUACACCCCCAAGAAUUCCCCCUUGUUUUUUAUGGAUUGUUGUACAUCAUUUGUAUCCCCAGCGGAUACUUGUUGUUACCAAUAUAUUCCAUGGUAAAUAUGAAUAAUGUUUCAUGGGGCACACGUGAAACAGUCACUCCGAAAAAACGGGACAAAAUUAACACUAAGCAGAUUCUGCAAUACGAAAAGAAAUGCAAAUGUAUCUGUUGGGAUAUUGAAUUUUUAAUCAAAGAGGAUAAAAAGGAAUUAGUUCACCAUGCAGACAGUACAAUUGAAGAAGAAGAAAUAAUGGAACCACGAAUUGAAGACAAUUGGAUAAGCAAUUUGCAAGAGCAGUCAUUCCAUAUAAUGCUUGUUGUUGAAGAACUUGAUGAAGAAGAAAUCCCAUUCUGGAAUGAUCUCAUUGAAUUGUAUCUUAAACCUAUUGAAGAAGAUAAAGAAAAACAGGCAGAGGUAGCAAAGGAAUUGAAUACUCUCAGAAACAAGGCAACUUUUCUCUUCUUCAUUAUUAAUACACUGUGGAUUGUUUCAACGUUUUUUCUACAAGCAAUUGGUCCAGAGAUACACAUCAAGAUCCCUAAAAUUCUCCCAAAUGGUACUGUUUCAAAAAGUGAAAUUCUUACCAUCGAACCACUCGGCUUCAUGUUCUUGGUAUCGUUCGCUGGACUGUUGGGAAUUCAGUUCCUCACCAUGUUGUACCACAGUAUAAAGAUCAUGAGGUGUGACGAUAUACAGAAGAAAAAUAACCAGUCGUUGAGAAAAAUCAAGCUACACCUCACCAGCGUCACACAAAUAUUACCAUUAGCUUUGUGUGUGAAACACAAUUUGAUAACUACUCAGGGAUAUUGCAGCGAAGAUCUGUGGUUCGUGUUACAAAACAGAAAAAUAUACAAUGAGAGUUAUUUUCUAGUACAUCAACAGUAUCCCAUCGACUGUCAGCUGAGAAAUUUGUUGGUAUUGGACCCAUUUGGAAAGAGGCACACAAGUGCCGAUAUGAUUGGUCGUACAUACGUGCAUCACCCAUAUGUGCCCCACUCAUCUCACUUCCUCUCUCAAUCUGGAUUCAGCUGACCAACUAGAAUAACAUCUAAACCAGCCAUUUCUCAUUUUUCCCUAGACUAGUGAGCUAUCUUGAAGACAUGGUGGUACCCACAGCCCUCUAUCUUUGGGAAGAACAAUUGACUGGCUUGGAUGCUGACCUGGGCAUAUGAUGCCAUUUAGCCAUUUUUGCAUAGUUCUGCCACCACUCUCAACUGACAUAAGCAAUUUGUGCCGUACUAGCGUAACAGCCUGAUUUGGGAACUAUCUAGUUAUUAGCCCAUAAAAUUCAAGUAAACAUAUAUUUCAAGUGAGGAAACCUUUCAGAAAUAUUGUUGGUCUUCAUAUUAUCAGAUUUGAUUAAUGCUCCCUACCUCUGAACUUAAUUCAACAUCCUAUUCAUAAUAAGAGAAACAUUUCCAUAAAUUAGUGGAAACAGCUCAGGAAUGAAUAAGUUCUGAUCUGUCUCAAGAUUGGCAUGCAUCAUAGUAAAUAUUUACAAGCUACUAUAUAAUGUACUUGUGACAGUCGCUAAAUUGAAGAAUUGGAAAGAUAAUGUUAGCCAUGU
Rhincodon typus (whale shark) is the source of this 4111-nucleotide messenger RNA. Its product is annotated as chitin synthase chs-2-like. The coding region runs from base 1 to 3576 and encodes 1191 amino acids. Gene Ontology annotation, molecular function: chitin synthase activity. Gene Ontology annotation, cellular component: cell periphery; cell septum. Lineage: Eukaryota; Metazoa; Chordata; Chondrichthyes; Orectolobiformes; Rhincodontidae. The transcript has 16 exons. The record is from RefSeq and is a predicted model, not a curated record.